Molecule: messenger RNA, 1160 nt
Organism: Tachyglossus aculeatus (Australian echidna)
Lineage: Eukaryota; Metazoa; Chordata; Mammalia; Monotremata; Tachyglossidae
Gene: DUSP26
Product: dual specificity phosphatase 26
Exons: 4
Coding region: 187-822 (211 amino acids)
Biological process (GO): protein dephosphorylation; negative regulation of MAPK cascade
Cellular component (GO): cytoplasm
Molecular function (GO): protein tyrosine/serine/threonine phosphatase activity; MAP kinase phosphatase activity
Source: RefSeq, a predicted model, not a curated record
CAGCGGCAGGGGCUGCGGGGCUUCAGCAGCAGCAGCAGCAGCAGGAGGAGGAGGAGGAGGAGCGAGACAUGGCCGUCUGGCUGGCUCUGCCUGCGAUCUUCCCUCAGAGCUGAGAAAUCACAGCCUGGAAAGAGGAGCAGAGCAGAAGGACAAGAGCAGCUGCGGCCACCGCCGCCACCCCGAGAGAUGUGUCCCGGCAACUGGCUUUGGGCUUCCAUGACGUUCAUGGCCCGGUUCUCCCGGGGUGGCUCGCGCUCCCCGAGCCGGGCCGGGGGGGCCUUGGCAGAGCCGUCCCCCGCGCAGCAUCCCCUCCUGAGUGUCUUCGAGCUGGAGCGCCUCCUCUUCACGGGCAAGACGGCCUGUAACCACGCUGACGAGGUCUGGCCGGGCCUCUACCUCGGAGACCAGGACGUGGCCACCAACCGUCGGGAGCUGGGCCGUCUGGGCAUCACGCACGUGCUCAGCGCCUCCCACAGUAAGUGGCGUGGGGUCCCCGAGGCCUACGGGGGCCUGGGCAUCCGCUACCUGGGGGUGGAGGCCCACGACUCGCCCGCCUUCGACAUGAGCGUCCACUUCCAGCCCGCGGCCGACUUCAUCCACCGGGCCCUGAGCCGGCCGGGAGGGAAGAUCCUCGUGCACUGCGCCGUCGGCGUGAGUCGCUCCGCCACCCUGGUGCUGGCCUAUCUUAUGCUGUACCACGGCCUCACCCUCGUGGAGGCCAUCAAGACCGUCAAGGACCACCGCGGCAUCAUCCCCAACCGGGGCUUCCUGCGCCAGCUCCUGGCCCUGGACCGCAGGCUGCGGCAGAGUCGGGAGGCCUGACGGCCCGGAGAGAAGAGGACGGGGCGGGGAGCCGGCCCAAGUCUUGGCUCCGCCACUGACUUACCACAGGAGUCACGACAAGGCCUUUCUCCGUGCCUCGGUUUCCUCCUCCUUGAAACAGGAAGGGCCGUCCCUGCCUCCUUCGGGCCCGCGGAAGCCGUGAAGGAGAACGGGCCGAGGCCUGGAAAGCACGGGGGGCUUCGUGGAGGUGGGCUUGUAGGACCGCGGCGUACGGGUGCGGAUGGGGCUCUCGGGCGUCCCUCCGAAAUGGAAAGUGCGGCCACGUCGUGCGGUUGGAACGCGGGCUCGCUGGAAGAAGAAUAAAGAUGUGAAGAGAA